This is a messenger RNA of Stomoxys calcitrans (stable fly), 315 nucleotides long. RefSeq names its product protein GVQW3-like. The coding region runs from base 1 to 315 and encodes 104 amino acids. The record is from RefSeq and is a predicted model, not a curated record. The transcript has a single exon. NCBI's taxonomy places the organism in Eukaryota, Metazoa, Arthropoda, Insecta, Diptera, Muscidae.
AUGUCAAUAAAUAUUUACAUUAAAAAUGGUUUAUCGGGGCAAGAAAUUCAUAAUGAUAUGGUGAAUGUGUUAGGUGAAAGUGCUCCUUCAUAUGCAACAGUGAAAAAUUGGGUUGCUGAAUUUAAACGUGGCCGUACAAGCAUUGAAGAUGAACCACGUGGUGGACGUCCAAAAACAGCAACAACAACAACAGAAAUUGUAGCCAAAGUGCGUGAUAUGGUGUCAAAUGAUCGACGAAUAAUAGUGCGUGAAAUAGCUAAUAUCAUUGGCAUCUCAAAUUAUCGAGUCCAUUUAAUUUUGCAUGAAGAACUAUAG